Messenger RNA from Hemicordylus capensis (graceful crag lizard), 186 nucleotides. Its product is annotated as metallothionein-1-like. The record is from RefSeq and is a predicted model, not a curated record. The transcript has a single exon. Lineage: Eukaryota; Metazoa; Chordata; Lepidosauria; Squamata; Cordylidae. The coding region runs from base 1 to 186 and encodes 61 amino acids. Gene Ontology annotation, molecular function: metal ion binding.
AUGGAUUCUCAAGAUUGUCCCUGCAUGAGUGGUGGUGCAUGCACCUGUGGCAACAACUGCCAGUGCAAAAACUGCAAGUGCUGCAAAAAGAGCUGUUGCUCCUGUUGCCCAGUGGGCUGUGCCAAGUGUGCCCAGGGCUGUAUCUGCAAAGGGCCCCCUUCCACCAAAUGCAGCUGUUGCAAGUAA